This is a messenger RNA of Gasterosteus aculeatus aculeatus (three-spined stickleback), 5494 nucleotides long. It is a transcript of the gene dyrk1b, whose product is annotated as dual-specificity tyrosine-(Y)-phosphorylation regulated kinase 1B. Gene Ontology annotation, biological process: peptidyl-serine phosphorylation; peptidyl-threonine phosphorylation; protein autophosphorylation. The record is from RefSeq and is a predicted model, not a curated record. Gene Ontology annotation, molecular function: protein serine/threonine kinase activity; protein serine/threonine/tyrosine kinase activity; ATP binding. Lineage: Eukaryota; Metazoa; Chordata; Actinopteri; Perciformes; Gasterosteidae.
CUGUGUGGGAGAGGAGCACAGAUUCCGUCUAACGGAGAAGCACGGAAAGGGAAACGGGCGAGAAACAUGAGUCGAAGUCGCCCUUGUGAAGGUUUCCACCUUGAAGGAAUAAAAAAUUUCCCGCAAUUCUAAGAAGGACGCGCAAAAGAGGACGUUGAAUGUGAGAGAAAAGAGAGCGGAAGCAGACGGAAGAAGAGGCGCGUCAAAGGCGUCUGACAGCAAGCUCGGGAACUUCGCUGGAUCUGGGUUCUCUACUUUUCAGACGUGUCUCAAGCUUUGGUUCGGUGGUGUUCGGACGUUGUUUGUGAUUUUUUUUGGGAGGGGGUGAUUUUAUUUCGGCGAGAUUACCUCAGACUUCCUCUUGGAUCGUGUUACGCGUUGGUAAACAGAAGGCGCCGUCGGAGUUUGGAAGUACGAUGCAGGCCGCCAGCGGCUUGUCCUCUGCGUUUCUUCAACACGGGAAGACAUUUGCCAUCUAACCCCGAACACCGGAUUUAAACUUUUGUCUCCCCCCCGGCUUUGUCACAAAAAGUGAAAGGUGUGCAGUUAAGGCGCAUUGCCCCUGCUUGUAAUCACGCUGUUCCUGCAAACCGCCCCGGCGGCCCGUGAGUUGUGGAUAUCCGGUGAGCGGAACUUCCCCCCCCCCGGAGCUGCACGUCUCCGUGGAAUCAACACGUCGCGGCGAGCUGGUUCGUUUACAGGCGUUUGUGUAAACGGCUUGUUGUCACAGAUACGGCCCCUGCGCGGCGUGCGGGGAUUACGUUAUUGUCUGGCUUUUCUAAAAAAAAAAGAGAAAAGGGCUCCUGUUCACCUUGGCAGAGGCCAGCCACCUCCCGCUGGAGGCGGGUGAGGGGGAGCGGAGGCCUCGGGGGGGCUGUUGGCUGUCCGGGCCCUGUGACAUUACCAGCGGAGGGCCGCGUGUGUCCGUGUCACUGGGAUUAAUCCGAGCUGUAGCAUCAUUCCCCCACUGGGUCCAGUGACGGGUCCAGCCCCAGAACGCGCCUGUAAUCGGAGCUAUAUUUAGCGUAAGGGAUGGGGUAAAAGCAGGCAGCGGGAAACCCAACUCCCCUCCACUUCCUUCUCUUGCCCCCCUGCUGUCACACUGCCUCGCUCAGCCGCCCCGGCAGCAUGCUGGGCGAGCCUGGUUAGCACACACGCGACUUGCAGCUAGUUAAUGUAUUUUCAGAAGUAGGGUGGAAUAAUAACAACAAUUGGAUGAACUUAUUCCGCUGCGAAAUAAAGGAUCCGUUUGAACCAUGCUGACCACGGCGUCUUGUUAACCCGGGAAUACUAGCUGCACUGUGUUCUACUGGUCAAGGCUGCACCGGACACACAAAAUACCCUGUACUGGAUUACGACUAAGAUGUCUGAAGAACUAUUAGCUGUGUAUUUUUGGUUGAACCUGCCCUGGACUAAGUGAACCCAUCACAAGCAAGUCGUACUCAGAGUAACCACCCAUUACCAUACAAAGAAAGAAAAGGCCUACUUUUUCUGACUAAUUUAAAAUAUCAGUCACCAGCGCCCUGGAGCAGUACUAAUCUCCAGCACACAGGAAGAAUGCAUGAAACUGCCGAAACCAACAAAAUAAAAAAGCUAACCUGAAUAACCAAAUAUUCUAACUUCCCAGACUCCCCAUACCCACAGAGAAACAUAAUAUAUAUGUAGAAUGAGAGAUCUAUAUCUAUAGUGUAACUCCACCGAAGACAGAGAUUACAUCCUUUUAUAUUUUUACUCCAGAGAGACAAGCUGCCUGUACACCAGUUGGUUGCCUUAGAAACCACAGUCACAAAAAAGGAAAAGAAAGAAGCCAGAGAAGAAGGUGCCUUUUGAUUGGUCGGUCGGUUUCCCACCAUUUCAAGAUUCAUUGAUUCAGUUGGAUGUAAACUGCUGAAGCGAACUCGGGGAUUGAAAAGACGUAUCUCAUGACAGACUGAAACUCCCUUCACGAGCCCCACCCACCCAUCAAAGCGUUUUGAUUGACAGUGUUUCCCUGCUGGAUUGAUUACUUGUCGAUCAUCUCCAUGGUGAUCACAUCAUCAUCAUCAUCCGUGGAGGACAAGCCCGUGCCCUCUCUCAGGAUGGUCCAAACAGAACCCUGGAUUGCCUCUGCCCUGCUGCGCAAGAACAAGAGUGUAAGCAGCUCAGGAUGUCCGCCCACCUCCUCCUCCUCCUCAUCCUCCUCCUCCUCCUCCACUGCCCAGGGCUUCUCCCUCGCUGAGCCAGCCAUGACCAGCCAGCACACGCAUACACACCCCUCCUUCAGCUCCAUCCACUCCAUGGCCGAGCAGCAGCAGGUGCUGUCUGAUAUGACCAUACUCCAACGGAGGAUCCCCCCUAGUUUCAGAGACCCUGCCAGCGCCCCACUGAGGAAACUCUCUGUUGACCUCAUCAAAACUUACAAGCACAUCAAUGAGGUGUACUAUACUAAGAAGAAGCGGCGGGCCCAGCAGGUCCCUCCAGAGGACAGCAGCACCAAGAAGGAGAGGAAAGUCUACAACGACGGCUAUGACGACGACAACUACGACUACAUUGUCAAAAACGGAGAAAAGUGGCUGGACCGCUAUGAGAUAGACUCGCUGAUCGGGAAGGGCUCCUUCGGACAGGUGGUGAAGGCCUACGACCACCAUGAGCAGGAAUGGGUCGCCAUUAAGAUCAUUAAGAACAAGAAGGCAUUUCUAAACCAGGCACAGAUUGAACUACGCCUGCUGGAGCUCAUGAACAAGCAUGAUACUGAGAUGAAAUAUUACAUAGUCCACCUGAAGCGUCACUUUAUGUUUAGGAACCAUCUCUGUUUGGUGUUUGAGUUGUUGAGCUACAACCUGUACGAUCUGCUGAGGAACACCAACUUCAGAGGAGUCUCCCUCAACCUCACCAGGAAGUUUGCACAGCAGCUCUGCACAGCGUUGUUAUUCCUGGCUACUCCAGAGCUGUCAAUCAUCCACUGCGACCUGAAACCAGAGAACAUCCUGCUGUGUAACCCCAAAAGAUCGGCCAUCAAGAUUGUGGACUUUGGGUCCUCCUGCCAGCUGGGACAAAGGAUCUACCAGUACAUCCAGAGCAGGUUCUACCGCUCCCCCGAGGUCCUGUUGGGAAUGCCGUAUGACCUGGCCAUCGACAUGUGGUCUCUGGGAUGCAUCCUGGUGGAGAUGCACACAGGAGAGCCUCUCUUCAGCGGCUCCAACGAGGUUGACCAGAUGAAUAAGAUUGUGGAGGUUCUGGGGGUCCCACCCAGCCACAUGCUGGAUGCAGCCCCUAAGGCCAGGAAGUACUUUGACAAGCUGUCAGACGGCCUGUGGACAGUGAAGAAGAACAAGGACAUCAAGAAGGAGUACAAGCCUCCAGCCACUCGGCGUCUUCAUGAGAUUUUGGGUGUAGAAACUGGUGGCCCAGGAGGGCGGAGGGCAGGGGAGCCAGGACACGCCCCCUGUGACUACCUGAAGUUCAAAGACCUGAUCCUGCGCAUGCUGGACUACGACCCGAAAAGCCGCAUCACGCCAUUCUACGCCCUCCAGCACAACUUCUUCAAGAAGACGACAGAUGAAGGAACCAACACCAGUUCAUCUACAUCCACCUCUCCUGCCAUGGACCACUCCCAUUCAACCUCCACUACUAGCUCUGUUUCUAGCUCUGGUGGCUCCAGUGGUUCUUCCAAUGACAACCGCAACUACCGCUACAGUAACCGCUACUACAACUCUGCUGUUACACAUUCGGACUAUGAGAUGACCAGCCCUCAGGCUCCCUCCCAGCAGCAGAUGAGGAUGUGGCCAGGCAGUGAUGGUGGAGGUGGGGGUCAGGACCCAGCAUACACCCAGUUGCUGCUCCACAAGCCGGCUGCCUCCCAACAGCACCAGCGCCACUUCCUGGACCCGCCCCACCACCCACACCCGACCUACUCCCACCACGGGAACGGCGGGCGCGGCCUGCGCCAGAGCGGACAGACGGGCAUCGGCGGAGGGGGGGGCCAGCAGGGCUCCUCGCCCCAGAUGAGUGACAGCAUGGAUGUGGGCGUGUCCCUAGGGCUGCACCACCUGGGGGCGGUGUCUUCCAUGGAGGCCUCUCAGUUCGGCUCGGCCUCCCUGCCCCUCGCUCUGCCAAUCGGACUGUCUGCCUUCCGGACUCGGACGGCCCCCACCGCCCCAGGGCCACAAGCCCCGCCCCCUGAGGACUACUACCCUGCCUCCAACAACAAUAACCCCGCUGCGGGGGGCAGAGGGAGGCCGGACUCAGACGAGGGGCCAGCCAACUCUUGAUAAAACCUGAACCAUGCCCUAAAGCCAUACAAUUUUAACUACAACUACUACAACUACACACAUACAGCCAGAGUUCAGAGACAAAGAGGUGAACUUUGUGCUGAAGGAGACAGUUUGUACUGCAUGAGAGGAGGAGGAGGAGGAGGGAGAAGGAGGAGGAAGAUGAUGCUGGGAAAAACUCUCCCUUUUUAUCCCGUUUUAGUUUGUUGUCCUUCUGUUGCGACUGUAAUUGGAAAGGAAUGAUUGUGACGAGUUUGUUUUUAUUAAUAUUAUUAUUAUUGUUUAAUAUUGUUUGAUUUUUUUUCGGGUUUGAGGAGUUGCGUGUUCUACUUGGUUGUUGUUUAAGCCUGGAGAGGAGGAGGAGGAAGAAACAGAGAGAGGAGCUAUGCUUUUCCAUUUCACUUCAUGUGGAGGGUGCAAGUGGAAGGUCACAUGUUCACGGUCUCACUGGUUAGUUCUGACAUUAGUGAAUUCAUAUUUACAGUCCAGAGAGACGAGCAGUCUUAACACACACACACACACAUACACAUUUAGCGCUGCAUCAAGAAGACAGAAGCUGGUUUCAAAGGGAGAAAACGUCAACCUGUGUGUGCUUCAGGACUCCUGUCUGUGUUAAACUCACUUUUUCUUUGAGUUUUCGCGUCCUCCCUCCGUCGCUCUCCACCUGGCUGUGACGGAGGGAGGGAGGGAGGGAGGUGGAGGGAAGAGAAGGUGGCAGGACACUGAUGCCUUCCUGGCGCUCAUAGAGAUCUCCUCCUCAUCCUCUCCCUCCCCUUGUUCUCUUCUUCCUCUCCUCCUCCUCCUGUUGUGUUUCUCCUCCAGACAGCUCCUCCUCUCUGUGCUGCUAAUCACCAUGACAACUGGUCCGGAUUGCUGCUAAAGAUCCAACACAGAUCAAUAAAGAAAUAAAAAGAAAUAGAAACAGAAAUAAAAAAAAAUAAAAAAAACUUUUUAACCCUUCUGCUUAAGAGAAAAGGAUAAAGUAAGAACCACUGCAUCUCAAUGUAUUUAUUACUAUUUAACAAGAAAAAACAAACUGAAAGUAACCCUUUUUUCUGCUCUUCUUUGUUUGGUUGCCUUCUUUCUGCAGGUGAGCUCUGAUUGGCUAUUGUAACAGUGACAGUAACUGGUGACAUGGGAAUGCCACCAGUUGUGGGGGCUGGGUGGAGGGGAGGGGUUUGGGGCAAAAUAAAGUUGGAUAUAUAAUAAGAAUAAAGAGUAUACUUUUGCACACCAAAGUCAAA